GGCAUUUAGCAAGUAUCAAGCACCCGCAUAGUAUCUCUGUGUAGUUUAUAAACCCCUCCUCCACUUCCUGCCCAGUUUACCCAGCCACAAUUCCCACCUUGCUCCAAGACGGAAUACUCACUUGGUAUCGGCGCCGGCCUCGACAAACCUCAAGAACAAGGUCUCUCCCUUAAUUCGCAAUGGCCCAACGAGUGACCCUCCGCAAGCGCACUCCCUACAACACCACCUCCAACCGCCGACGCGUGGUCAAGACCCCCGGUGGCAAGCUCGUCUACCACCACAUCGGCAAGCUCGCGUCCGCGCCCAAGUGCGGUGACUGCGGGGUUGCUCUGCCCGGUAUCCCCGCCCUCCGACCCCGCCAGUACGCUACUAUUUCCAAGCGUCAAAAGACUGUCAACCGGGCAUACGGCGGCUCAAGAUGCGGUGACUGCGUCAAGCAGCGCAUUCUGCGCGCGUUCUUGGUCGAGGAGGCCAAGAUCGUCAAGCGGGUGAUCAAGACGCAGCAGCAGGCCGCCAAGAGGAAGUAAACGCCCACCCGCCUCUGCUUCCUGUCCAGUCCCGGUGUGGGAUACGCUUUCGGGCUCGUUUCGUCAUUGCUAUCAUUACAUAUCACGUUCCGUUAUGGCGACUACUAUGCGACCAUGUAUUCUGAGGCAAAAAUGCGACUGAUGAGGUCGGUCUUCAUGCUCCGUUUGCCUGCGCGCGUCCGGGUCGGUGCAAGCUUG
Molecule: messenger RNA, 725 nt
Organism: Gloeophyllum trabeum ATCC 11539
Lineage: Eukaryota; Fungi; Basidiomycota; Agaricomycetes; Gloeophyllales; Gloeophyllaceae
Product: ribosomal protein L34e
Exons: 6
Coding region: 180-527 (115 amino acids)
Biological process (GO): ribosome biogenesis; translation
Cellular component (GO): ribosome; cytosolic large ribosomal subunit
Molecular function (GO): structural constituent of ribosome
Source: RefSeq, a predicted model, not a curated record